AUGAUUGCUCAAGGGAUCUCUCCUGAUCUGUUCAUUUACAACUCUUUCAUCUCUGGAUUAUGCAAAGCGGGUUUGUGGGACGAUGUUACAGAGAUGAUCAAGGAAAUGGUGAGCAAAGUCAGUAAGGUGAAUGAAGCGAUUGAUAUAUAUGACUUUAUGAUCAAUCGAGGUCCGGAUCCCCUCGUGGAAACAUAUCACUCUCUGUUGGAUGGUCUGUUUAAAGUGUGUAGGCUAACGGACGUAACUGAGUUGUUCAAAUUGAUGAGGCAUCGUGACGUUAGGCUUGAUGUUGUUACUUACAACAUAAUGAUCAGUGGCUAUUGCAAGAAUGGGAAAAUUGAGGAAGCUGUCCAGGUUAUAAGAGAAAUGGAUUGUAAAGGGUUGAAAGCAGAUACUUAUACAUACGCAGCUUUAAUCCACGUUGUUAACCAAGCUGGAGAUUCAGAAGUCGCUAAAGAAGUCGUCGAUGCAAUAUGCAAGUCUGAUUGCUCUCCAAGCAUACAACAGUACAGUGUUCUCAUUGACUGUUUGGUUAAAAAAGAAUAUUUUGAAGGAGCAAGAAGACUGUUAAGACGAAUGGAACGUGAGGGGAAGAGAAUGUGCGAUGCUUCAUACACGACACUAAUACAUGGUUUAAGCCAGGCAGGAAACUGGGACUUCGCUCAAGAAAUAUUUUAUGCAACUGGUCGUACUCCAAGCAUAAACGAAUGCGGUGCUCUCAUCGAUGGUAUGAUGAAAAAUGGAAAAGUGGCUGACGCAAAGAGACUUUUUGAUGAGAUCCCAGACAAGGGUUUGGUGCCUGAUGUCAUUACGUACAAUAUUAUGAUUGGUGGCUAUUGCAAGUAUGGGAAACUAGAGGAAGCCAUUGACAUUAUAAGACGAAUGACAUAUGAGGGGCUGAAACCAGACAAUUAUACAUAUACUUCAUUAAUACACGCUUCUUGCCUAGCUGGGGAUGUAGAUGCCGCGCAAGGAAUCUUCAAUGCAAUAUGGAAAUCUGGUCAUUCUCCUGACAUAUAUCAGUUCAAUGCUCUAAUCAGUGGUCUGAUAAAAAAUGGGAAACUGGAGGACGCAAAGAGACUCUUUGGUGAAAUCCCAAACAUGGGAUUGGUGGCAGAUGUCGUAACGUACAACAUAAUUAUUGAUGCCCUCUGCAAACAUAAGAUGCUAUCAGAAGCCAGAGCAUUGUUCUUUGAAUUAGAGCCAAAGGGUUGCUCACCUGAUUCUGUUUCGUUUAACACUAUUAUAUCUGGCUUUCUUGAAGAGAACAAGGUUAAAGAUGCAGUUCUGCUUCUUCAGAGCAUGCUCGAUAGGAAAUUUACCCCAAACGAUGGUGUUAAAUGCAGGCUGCGUCGACUUCUUGCUCGUGCUGAUGGACGUAAAACACUUCAGCCACUUCUAGACACUUACGGGAAGAACUUUUUCGAGUGA
Molecule: messenger RNA, 1431 nt
Organism: Camelina sativa (false flax)
Lineage: Eukaryota; Viridiplantae; Streptophyta; Magnoliopsida; Brassicales; Brassicaceae
Source: RefSeq, a predicted model, not a curated record